This is a messenger RNA of Coccomyxa subellipsoidea C-169, 501 nucleotides long. RefSeq lists its product as hypothetical. The transcript has 6 exons. The record is from RefSeq and is a predicted model, not a curated record. Lineage: Eukaryota; Viridiplantae; Chlorophyta; Trebouxiophyceae; Coccomyxaceae. Bases 1 to 501 code for a protein of 166 amino acids.
AUGGUGCGCAUGAUGGAGGACAACAAGGAGGACCGUUCCCAGCGCGGCAGUGCGAAAAGUAAAGGAGAGCAGCGCCAGCGCUUUGUUGAGCGCCAUGCGCUGCAGGCGGAGCUCGCCGGUUUCCCCCGAUCAGCGUCCGCAGCACCUUUGCCGUCCCGCACCAGAAGCACAGGGAGCUCUGAGGGAGGCGUGGUCAGGGCAUCUCCCUGCUUUGGAUCCCAGCGCCGUGCAGCCUUCGACAAUGUGGCCAUCAGGUGCGAGGAAAAGGACGAGGACCUUGACUGCUGGUUCGGCAAUAGCGCGAGGGAGUGCAUCUUUGUGCGGUGGUAUGAUGUAGCGGACUUCACCGCCAGCGACCGGCACCUGGAGGGCGGCUACAUGAGGCUGAAAUGGGAGGCAGUGAGGGCUCCCGGCAGCGCAGCCCACCAGCCCCGUUUCGAAAUUAUGGAGCUGGACAAGGGCCUGUCUGCCUUCGGCCUGUGCACUGGCACUGUACACUAA